Molecule: messenger RNA, 12391 nt
Organism: Parus major (Great Tit)
Lineage: Eukaryota; Metazoa; Chordata; Aves; Passeriformes; Paridae
Gene: NF1
Product: neurofibromin 1
Exons: 57
Coding region: 160-8460 (2766 amino acids)
Biological process (GO): regulation of GTPase activity
Source: RefSeq, a predicted model, not a curated record
AACAGUUCUCUCUUGUAGCUUCCAAUAAAGGCUUGCCAGCAGAAUACCCACACCAAAGUCAGCACGGAGCACAACAAGGAAUGUCUCAUCAACAUUUCCAAGUACAAGUUUUCCCUGGUCAUCAGUGGUCUCACCAAUAUCUUAAAAAAUGUUAAUAACAUGAGAAUAUUUGGAGAAACUGCUGAAAAGAAUUUAUAUCUAUCUCAGCUGAUUAUCUUGGAUACACUGGAAAAAUGUCUGGCAGGGCAACCGAAGGACACCAUGCGCCUGGACGAGACCAUGCUGGUGAAGCAGCUGCUGCCUGAGAUCUGCCACUUCAUCCACACCUACCGCGAGGGCAACCAGCACGCGGCCGAGCUGCGCAGCUGCGCCUCGGGGGUGCUCUUCUCGCUCAGCUGCAACAACUUCAACGCCGUCUUCAGCCGCAUCUCCACCAGAUUGCAGGAACUGACUGUUUGUUCAGAAGAUAAUGCUGAUGUUCAUGAUAUUGAACUUUUACAGUACAUCAGUGUGGAUUGUUCAAAACUCAAGCGACUCUUACAAGAGACUGUAUUCAAGUUUAAAGCCCUUAAGAAAGUAGCUCAGUUAGCUGUUAUCAACAGUCUUGAGAAGGCGUUUUGGAACUGGGUGGAAAACUAUCCUGACGAAUUCACCAAGCUGUACCAAACCCCUCAGACUGACAUGGCUGAUUGUGCAGAGAAGUUGUUUGAUUUAGUGGAUGGCUUUGCUGAAAGCACAAAGCGUAAAGCAGCAGUGUGGCCACUGCAGAUCAUCCUCCUGGUCCUGUGUCCAGAGAUAAUCCAAGAUAUAGCAAAGGAUGUGGUAGAGGAAACAAAAAUGAACAAGAAGCUGUUCCUGGACAAUCUCAGGAAGGCCUUGGCAGGACACAGUGGGAGCAGGCAGCUGACUGAAAGUGCUGCUAUUGCUUGUGUUAAACUGUGCAAAGCAUCUACGUACAUCAACUGGGAAGAUAAUUCCGUCAUUUUCCUGCUAGUGCAGUCCAUGGUAGUAGAUCUUAAGAAUUUGCUGUUUAACCCAAGCAAACCUUUUUCAAGAGGCAAUCAGAAUGCAGAUGUAGACCUGAUGAUUGACUGCUUGGUUUCCUGCUUCCGCAUAAAUCCUCACAAUAACCAGCACUUCAAGAUCUGCUUGGCACAGAAUUCCCCAUCAACAUUUCAUUAUGUGCUGGUAAAUUCACUCCACCGAAUCAUCACAAACUCGGCGCUGGACUGGUGGCCGCGGAUCGACGCCGUGUACUGCCACGCCGUGGAGCUGCGCAGCAUGUUCAGCGACACCCUGCACCGCGCCAUGCAGGGCUGCGGGGCACACCCCGCCAUCCGCAUGACCCCGAGCCUUACAUUUAAGGAGAAAAUGACAAGCCUUAAAUUUAAAGAAAAACCUACUGAUUUGGAAACCAGAAGCUACAAGUUCUUGCUGUUGUCCUUGGUGAAAUUGAUCCACGCAGAUCCAAAGCUUUUGCUGUGUAACCCCAGGAAGCAGGGCCCCGACUCGCAGGGCAGCACGGCUGAGCUGAUCACGGGGCUGGUGCAGCUGGUGCCGCAGUCCAGCAUGCCCGACAUCGCCCAGGAGGCCAUGGAGGCUUUGCUGGUUCUGCACCAGUUGGACAGCAUUGACUUGUGGAAUCCUGAUGCUCCUAUAGAAACAUUCUGGGAGAUCAGCUCACAAAUGCUUUUUUAUAUCUGCAAGAAGCUUACGAGUCAUCAGAUGCUCAGCAGUACAGAAAUCCUCAAGUGGCUGCGAGAGAUUCUCAUCUGUAGGAAUAAAUUUCUGCUAAAAAACAAACAAUCAGAUAGGAGUUCCUGCCAUUUCCUCUUCCUUUAUGAUGUCUCUGGAAGUGGAACUAGUCAAAUUUCUCUUGACCAUGACGAAAUGAUACGCUGUGCACCAGGGGCUACCCUGAGGAAAGGGAAGGGGAAUUCUUCCAUAGAAAGCACAGCAGGCUGCAGUGGAACACCGAUCUGCCGCCAAGCCCAGACCAAGCUGGAAGUGGCCUUAUACAUGUUCCUGUGGAGCCCAGAUAUCGAGGCAGUCCUGGUGGCCAUGUCCUGCUUCCGUCACCUCUGUGAGGAGGCCGACAUCAGAUGUGGAGUAGAUGAGGUCUCAGUGCAUAAUUUUUUGCCAAACUACAACACUUUCAUGGAGUUUGCAUCUGUGAGCAACAUGAUGUCAACAGGGAGAGCAGCUCUUCAGAAGAGAGUAAUGGCGUUAUUGAGGCGCAUUGAGCACCCCACUGCAGGCAACACAGAGGCCUGGGAGGAUACGCAUGCAAAAUGGGAACAAGCUACAAAACUAAUCCUUAACUAUCCAAAGACCAAAAUGGAAGAUGGGCAGGUGGCUGAGAGCCUGCACAAGACGAUCGUGAAGCGGCGGAUGUCGCACGUCAGCGGCGGCGGCUCCAUCGACCUGUCAGACACGGAGUCACUGCAGGAGUGGAUCAACAUGACCGGGUUCCUGUGUGCCCUGGGCGGGGUGUGCCUGCAGCACCGCAGCAGCGCAGGACUGGCCACCUACAGCCCCCCCAUGGGCCCCCUCAAUGAGCGCAAGGGCUCCAUGAUCUCCAUGGUCUCCACCGAGGGCAGCGUGGAGACCCCGGUCAGCAAAUUCAUCGACCGCCUGCUCACACUGAUGGUCUGCAACCACGAGAAGGUGGGGCUGCAGAUACGGACCAACAUCAAAGACCUGGUGGGGCUGGAGCUCAGUCCAGCACUUUAUCCAAUGCUCUUCAACAAACUGAAGAAUACCAUCAGCAAGUUCUUUGAUUCUCAAGGACAGGUGUUGUUAACUGACACCAACACACAAUUUGUAGAGCAAACCAUUGCUAUAAUGAAGAAUUUGCUUGACAAUCACACAGAAGGGAGCUCAGAACACCUCGGACAAGCAAGCAUUGAGACAAUGAUGCUGAAUCUGGUUAGGUAUGUGCGUGUGCUUGGAAAUCUGGUACAUGCCAUUCAAAUAAAAACAAAGCUCUGCCAGUUAGUAGAAGUAAUGAUGGAAAGGAGAGAUGACCUUUCAUUUUGUCAAGAAAUGAAAUUUAGGAACAAAAUGGUGGAAUAUUUGACAGACUGGGUAAUGGGAACAUCAAACCAAGCAACAGACGAGGAUGUGAAAUGCUUGACAAGAGAUUUGGACCAGGCGAGUAUGGAAGCAGUGGUCUCUCUUCUUGCUGGGCUUCCACUCCAGCCUGAAGAAGGAGAUGGUGUUGAGUUGAUGGAAGCAAAAUCUCAACUAUUUCUCAAGUACUUCACGCUGUUCAUGAACCUGCUGAACGACUGCAGCGAGGCGGAGGAGGACGGGGCGGCGGCGGGCGGGCGCAAGCGUGGGAUGUCGCGCAGGCUGGCGUCGCUGCGCCACUGCACCGUGCUGGCCAUGUCCAACCUGCUCAACGCCAACGUGGACAGCGGCCUCAUGCACUCCAUAGGCUUGGGCUACCACAAAGACCUCCAGACUAGAGCCACGUUUAUGGAAGUCCUCACCAAAAUCCUGCAGCAGGGGACGGAGUUUGAUACCUUGGCAGAAACGGUGCUAGCAGAUCGGUUUGAGAGAUUGGUGGAGUUGGUUACAAUGAUGGGUGAUCAGGGGGAGCUUCCUAUUGCUAUGGCUUUAGCCAAUGUGGUGCCUUGCUCUCAGUGGGAUGAGCUGGCUCGUGUCCUGGUCACACUCUUUGAUUCCCGACACCUGCUCUACCAGCUCCUCUGGAAUAUGUUCUCAAAGGAGGUCGAGUUGGCAGACUCCAUGCAGACACUCUUCCGAGGAAACAGCUUAGCCAGUAAAAUAAUGACUUUCUGUUUUAAGGUCUAUGGUGCUACAUAUUUGCAGAAGCUUUUGGAACCUUUGCUGCGGACUGUGAUCACGUCCCCUGAGUGGCAGCACGUCAGCUUUGAGGUGGAUCCAACAAGGCUGGAGCCUACAGAAAGCCUUGAAGAGAACCAGAGGAGUCUCUUGCAAAUGACAGACAAGUUUUUUCAGGCAAUCAUUAAUUCCUCCUCGGAGUUCCCACCCCAGCUGCGCAGUGUGUGCCAUUGUUUAUACCAGGCAACUUGCCACUCUCUACUGAAUAAAGCUACCGUAAAAGAAAAAAAGGAAAACAAAAAAUCAGUGGUGAGCCAGCGCUUCCCCCAGAACAGCAUCGGGGCCGUGGGCAGCGCCAUGUUCCUGCGUUUCAUCAACCCUGCCAUCGUGUCCCCGUACGAGGCGGGCAUCCUGGACAAGAAACCCCCGCCCCGCAUCGAGCGCGGCCUCAAGCUCAUGUCAAAGAUCCUUCAGAGUAUUGCUAACCAUGUGCUGUUUACAAAGGAGGAGCACAUGCGGCCUUUCAAUGACUUUGUGAAGAGCAAUUUUGACGCAGCACGAAGGUUUUUCCUCGACAUCGCCUCCGACUGCCCGGCCAGUGACACCGUCAACCACAGCCUGUCCUUCAUCAGCGACGGCAACGUGCUGGCACUGCACCGCCUGCUCUGGAACAACCAGGAGAAAAUCGGCCAGUACCUGUCCAGCAACAGGGACCAUAAGGCUGUUGGACGACGACCUUUUGACAAGAUGGCAACACUUCUUGCCUACCUGGGGCCUCCUGAGCACAAACCUGUGGCAGAUACACAUUGGUCCAGCUUAAAUCUCACUAGUUCCAAGUUUGAAGAGUUUAUGACAAGGCAUCAAGUACACGAAAAGGAGGAGUUCAAAGCACUGAAAACAUUAAAUAUUUUCUACCAAGCUGGGACAUCCAAAGUUGGCAAUCCUGUUUUCUACUACAUUGCUCGGCGGUUCAAGACUGGUCAGAUCAACGGGGAUUUGCUGAUCUACCACGUACUGCUGACCUUGAAGCCAUACUAUGCAAAGCCAUAUGAAAUCGUGGUGGACCUCACACAUGCUGGCCCCAGUAAUCGUUUUAAAACAGACUUUCUUUCUAAAUGGUUUGUAGUUUUUCCAGGCUUUGCUUAUGAAAAUGUCGCAGCAGUUUUUAUUUAUAACUGUAACUCUUGGGUCAGAGAAUACACCAAAUACCAUGAAAGGCUCUUGACAGGUUUGAAAGGGAGCAAAAGGCUUGUUUUCAUAGACUCUCCAGGGAAACUGGCAGAGCACAUCGAACACGAUCAGCAGAAACUCCCAGCAGCUACCUUGGCUUUGGAGGAGGACUUGAAAGUGUUUCACAAUGCUCUCAAACUGGCUCAUAAAGACACCAAAGUUUCUAUUAAAGUUGGCUCAACAGCGGUGCAGGUGACGUCGGCAGAGCGCACGCGGGUGCUGGGCCAGACCGUGUUCCUCAAUGACAUCUACUACGCCUCUGAGAUCGAGGAGAUCUGCCUGGUGGAUGAGAACCAGUUCACCCUGACCAUUGCCAACCAGGGCACCCCCCUCACCUUCAUGCACCAGGAGUGUGAAGCCAUCGUCAGGUCCAUCAUCCACAUCCGCACGCGGUGGGAGCUGUCCCAGCCCGACUCCAUCCCCCAGCACACCAAGAUCCGCCCCAAGGACGUGCCCGGGACGCUGCUCAACAUCGCCCUGCUCAACCUGGGCAGCUCCGACCCCAGCCUGCGGUCUGCUGCCUAUAAUCUUCUAUGUGCCUUAACCUGUACCUUUAAUUUAAAGAUUGAGGGCCAGUUACUGGAAACUUCAGGUCUGUGUAUCCCUGCCAACAACACCCUAUUUAUUGUAUCUAUCAGUAAGACUCUUGCAGCAAAUGAGCCACACCUCACUUUGGAGUUCUUGGAGGAGUGUAUUUCAGGAUUUAGCAAAUCCAGCAUUGAGCUGAAGCACCUGUGCCUGGAGUACAUGACACCCUGGCUGUCCAACCUGGUGCGCUUCUGCAAGCACAACGACGACGCCAAGCGCCAGCGCGUCACUGCCAUCCUGGACAAGCUCAUCACCAUGACCAUCAAUGAGAAACAGAUGUACCCUUCCAUUCAGGCCAAGAUAUGGGGCAGUCUGGGACAGAUAACAGAUCUCCUGGAUGUAGUGUUGGACAGUUUCAUCAAAACCAGUGCCACAGGGGGCUUGGGCUCCAUCAAAGCUGAAGUGAUGGCAGACACAGCUGUAGCACUGGCUUCUGGCAAUGUCAAACUGGUGUCAAGCAAAGUGAUUGGGAGGAUGUGUAAAAUCAUUGACAAGACCUGUCUGUCCCCUACUCCCACGCUGGAGCAGCACCUGAUGUGGGAUGACAUUGCCAUUCUGGCUCGGUACAUGCUCAUGCUCUCCUUCAACAACUCCCUGGACGUGGCAGCACAUCUCCCCUACCUUUUCCACGUGGUGACUCUGCUGGUGGCCACAGGGCCCCUUUCCCUCAGAGCUUCCACUCAUGGGCUCGUCAUCAACAUCAUUCACUCUCUUUGCACUUGUUCACAGCUUCACUUCAGUGAGGAGACCAAGCAAGUUUUAAGGCUGAGCUUGACUGAGUUCUCUCUGCCCAAGUUUUAUUUGCUGUUUGGGAUCAGCAAAGUGAAGUCUGCAGCGGUGAUCGCGUUCCGCUCCAGCUACCGCGACAGGUCCUUCUCGCCCGGCUCCUACGAGCGCGAGACCUUCGCCCUGACCUCGCUGGAGACGGUCACCGAGGCCCUGCUGGAGAUCAUGGAGGCUUGUAUGAGGGAUAUUCCAACAUGCAAGUGGCUGGACCAGUGGACUGAACUAGCUCAAAAGUUUGCAUUCCAGUACAACCCCUCCCUGCAGCCAAGAGCACUGGUUGUCUUUGGCUGUAUAAGUAAACGAGUGUCUCAUGGACAAAUAAAACAAAUAAUCCGAAUUCUCAGCAAGGGACUUGAGAGCUGUUUAAAAGGCCCUGAUAAUUACAAUAGCCAAGUUCUAAUAGAAGCCACAGUUAUAGCCCUCACCAAGUUGCAGCCUCUUCUUAACAAGGACUCCCCUAUGCACAAGGCUCUGUUCUGGGUGGCCAUGGCCGUGCUGCAGCUGGAUGAGGUGAACCUGUACUCGGCAGGGACAGCCCUGCUGGAGCAGAACCUGCACACGCUGGACAGCCUGCGCGUGUUCAACGACAAGAGCCCAGAAGAAGUGUUCAUGGAGAUUAGGAGACCACUUGAAUGGCACUGCAAGCAGAUGGAUCAUUUCGUUGGGCUAAAUUUCAACUCCAACUUCAACUUUGCACUAGUGGGACAUCUCCUGAAAGGGUACAGGCAUCCUUCCCCUACCACUGUAGCAAGAACUGUGAGGAUUUUGCACACACUCCUUGCUCUGGUUAACAAACACAGGAACUGUGACAAGUUCGAGGUGAACACCCAGAGCGUGGCUUACCUGGCAGCCCUGCUGACGGUGUCAGAGGAGGUGCGGAGCCGCUGCAGCCUCAAGCACAGGAAGUCUCUCUUGUUGACAGACGUUUCAAUGGAAAAUGUUCCCAUGGAUACAUACCCCAUCCAUCACAGUGACACGAGCUAUAGGACACUAAAGGAACACCAGCCCUGGUCAUCCCCCAAAGGGUCAGACAGACACCUGGCUGCCAGUUACCCAACAGUGGGACAGAUCAGCCCUCGCACCCGGAAAUCCAUGAGCUUGGACAUGGGGCAGCCUUCACAAGCCAACACUAAAAAGCUUCUAGGUACAAGGAAAAGUUUUGACCAUUUGAUAUCGGACACAAAGGCUCCUAAAAGGCAAGACAUGGAAUCUGGAAUCACAACGCCUCCCAAAAUGAGGAGAGUAGCCGAAAAUGAUUAUGAAAUGGAAACCCAGAGAAUAUCACCACAGCAACACCCACACCUCCGGAAAGUUUCCGUUUCUGAGUCAAACGUCCUCCUGGAUGAAGAAGUUCUGACUGACCCAAAAAUUCAAGCACUGCUGCUUACAGUUCUUGCCACGCUGGUGAAAUACACCACGGACGAGUUUGACCAGCGCAUCCUCUACGAGUAUUUAGCAGAAGCCAGCGUUGUCUUCCCAAAGGUCUUUCCUGUUGUGCAUAAUUUAUUGGAUUCCAAGAUCAAUACCCUUUUAUCGCUGUGCCAGGAUCCAAACUUGUUGAAUCCAAUUCAUGGGAUUGUGCAGAGUGUUGUCUACCAUGAGGAGUCUCCACCUCAAUACCAAACAUCCUACCUACAGAGUUUUGGAUUUAAUGGGCUGUGGAGGUUUGCUGGUCCCUUCUCCAAGCAAACCCAAAUCCCAGACUAUGCUGAGCUCAUAGUGAAGUUCCUUGAUGCCUUGAUUGACACAUAUUUGCCUGGAAUUGAUGAGGAAACCAGUGAAGAAUCUCUCCUGACCCCCACGUCUCCGUAUCCUCCGGCGGUUCAGAGCCAGCUCAGCAUCACUGCAAACCUCAACCUCUCCAACUCCAUGACCUCACUUGCCACUUCCCAGCACUCCCCAGGGAUCGACAAGGAGAACGUGGAGCUCUCGCCCACCGCCGGCCACGCCAACAGCGGGAGGAUGCGCCACGGCUCCGCCAGCCAAGUACAGAAGCAGCGAAGCGCUGGCAGCUUCAAGCGUCACAGCAUCAAAAAGAUCGUGUGAUUGUCGCUUUUGAAUUUUAUUUUUUAUUUUUGGACCUGACUGACACGCGCGGCCCCUCGCGAAGGGCCCUCCACCGGGUGUGAUGCUGCACUUGAUCUGUACAGUUCCCGUCCCGUCAGCCGUGUCGCCAGAUGAUCAACUCCUGACCCACUGCCCGAGUUAACGCCGUCAUUCCCCCGUGCUCGGCUUCGGCCGGCGCCCAGAGCCACGCGUGUGCCCGGGGGAGGUUGGAGUUCUGUAGCGCUGCAGAGCCGCGUCUUGUUCGAAUCCAAAGCCAUUUCCCAGCCUUGCCGUGUCUGCUCUGGCCUCAGGUGUUCCUGCUAAGGGAAGUGUUGAUCCUUAACCCUGUUUGCACGCCUCAAGGUAGUAGUGGCUUCCUGAGCCGGGGAAGUUUCUCUAACCCUGGUUUUAAUCCAAACCUAUAAGAUUUUAGCUGUGUACUUUUUUUUUAACCACACUGAGAAGUUCAUGAUAGCUGCAGUACAAGGAGCUUAACAGAAGUGGUGGAUUAGGUUAAAUUUCAGGUAAUUAGCAAUAAAGGGGAGAGAAAAAGGAGGCUGCAGGAGUCCCUCGUUCCCCAGACCAAGCUUCACACACUUGGACUGUACAUGGACCAGACUGGACAAACUGGCUUUUUUCCCAAAGCUUUUUCUUUUUUUUUUCUUUUUUUUUCUGUACUUUAUCUGCCCUGAGGAAGUUUUAAAGGGGAGAAUCCCUGGGAACUGACCCUCGGGCUGUCAUUGUAGCACCUGCUUUAGUUCUGCCCUUCCCAACAGUGCUCACCUUUGAGAGCUCCUGGCAGAAUAUCCAGUGGGGAAUGGAGGGAAAAUGGGAUGGGUUCAUUCCUGGCUCUGGGGGAUAGUGUGUGGCAAAGCUGCCCCUGUGCUGCCCUAGCAGGGACAGAAACAGCCACGUCAGCUCAAGGUACAUGCAUUUAAAUUAACUGACACGGUGCCCAGUCCCAGGGACGUCUGGCGGUGGCGCAGUUCCCUCGAAGGGGGUUAAACAAACCUGAGGCUGCUGCCACUGUCGGGCUGCGGGUGGCAGUCGGGCACUGGCUGGGGACGGGCACCCACCACUGAGCUGGUGAGGGAGGAGGCGGCGCCGGUGCUGCUGUGGGUCCCGGUGCCGCCGUGGGUCCCGGUGCUGCCGUGGGUCCCGGUGCCGCUGUGGGUCCCGGUGCUGGUCCUGCUGUGGGUGCCAGUGGCCCGCAGGCACGCGCGGGAUGUCCGAGUUGGGAUGAACUGGAGUUCAGGCAGGGGCUGUGUCCCUGGGGGCUCACACAGCUCCUGCCCAGAAACAGAUCCACUUCCCAGUUUCAGAUCCCUCUGCAGUAGUAGGAAUUAACAAUCCUUCAGUGGCUUUAAAGGAAAAAAAAAGUAUAUCCAUUAGGUAAAAGCCAGUCCUCCAGUGCAAUCGUUAGUGGCUUUCAGUAAAUCAGACUCCACAGCUAAAUUAUUAGAGAAUGGUACAAUUAAGGAUUCCAAUUUAUUGCUAUAGCACAUAAUUCCCAUGUAUCCACACAGUAACAAUGUAACAUUUAUGUAAAUAAAAAUACCUUUAUUGUAUUGAUUCAUAAAAUAACAAUUUCUUUAAUUUGUUUACAGUCCUGGAAAAACUAUGAACACAAACUUCAUAUGCAAAUAGUUUGCCAAAACAAGAGGAAAACUUAGAAUUAGCAGUCAUGGAAUAAACAGGCUAGAAAGAUGAGCUGGUGCAAUUAACCAAAUCCCCUCAUUUGGGUGUGGUGCAGGCGCCAGGGCAGGAACGUGGUCAGUGGUGACACAGAGUGAGCUCUCUAAACAGGGCUGUGAGGCUGAGCUGGGCUCAGGGACAGAGCAGGGGCUCAAGCCUUGGGUUUGGGGUCCCCAGGUUGGAAACCAUUGUCAUCCCACAGCUCAGAUUGUGCGGAGCCACCCCCGCUGUCACUGGGGUUUGCACUGGGUUGUGCCCAGUUGAGCUGGUUACAGCCCUUCUCGUUUUGCUGAGAACAGGGAAUUGUAGGAGCCCAAGGAUCUGUAUGUAAGAGGAAAACAAGAAUCUCAUGUAAAGGUGGUGUGCUGUUCUCAGUUGUUUCUCAUAUGAGCAGGUCUCCUUCAAACAGCAACAGUAAUUCCAGAGGAACUGCCCGACUGAUUUUGUUUGGGCAGAGAGCAAGCCCUUCACUGUUCUGCAUCGCCCAUGUCAGAAGUGUCCCUCCAUCAGAACUGCUGUGUUCUCUGCAGCACAGGGAUGUGGGAACAGAGGGGACAGGGAUGGAAGUCACCUUUCCUAUGAGAACUAUUCCAGGCUCUCAGUCCCAGCUGAAAAAACUGGUCUCUUCAUAAAGUCAGUGAACAAAACUGAGUUUCCUCUUUCUGAGAAGGAGGGAGUUGGUUGGAGUUUUCCCUGUAUGGGAGGUUCAGCGAGAGGGCCUGGUCUCUGGCAGAGCAGAGGUAUCAGACACCUGUGUCAGGUAAUGGGUGAAUUUGGGUGCAAGGACUGCUGAUGGCCAAGGUUUAAUUUGGGAUCAACAGGAACAUUGUCUCCUAGUACUGGUGCUUGGGAAGCUUGUGCUUGGCUCCCAGGGAACCAUGGCCUUUGUGUAAUGAUUAAACUCCCAUCAGUAAUUAGUUGUUGAGUGCCUUACUGUCACUGCAUUGCUCUCCCAUAUCCUUCAGCAGCCGCUGCUGGGAUUUGCCUCUUUUUCUUUCUCACAUCCUCCUUCCUUUUUUCUUCCCCUGUUUGAGCACUCUCCAUCCCACUCCAUCCCUGGGAGCUCUGCUCCCAUCCUGGGCUGCUCCAUCCUCUCUCCACCUGCUGCUCUGUUCUCUGGUGACCAGCAGGUGGGUGGUGACAGUGUGGGUGUGAGCCCUGAUCUGACACGCAGGAGUCCCACCCCAGGGUCCCCAGUGCCACUGUGCUCCGGGCAACCCGCGGGCCACUGGCAGUGCUGCUGCUCCAGGCUGUGCUGCAGGGCUGGAGCUGCAGCCCCAGAGUCCCUGUGCUCUGACAUGAAUACUUCAAGUUCAGAAAAAUCCAAUUGGAACACGUGGACCAUGUAACUCCCAGGGAGCGUGUGUGACCCCCCCUGGCUCAGAGCCCGUUCCCUGCCCCGCACUGACCACAGCUCAGUACUGUAAAGACAAUUAACAUUUUGUUUGUGUUUGUAUUUUCCCUGACUUAAAGAUAACUCAGUAGUAUUUGAAUAGUGCAUAACCUACCUGUAAUGAUGCUGAUGUUUCUGCUUUACCGUGCAUGAGGUUUCCCAGGACAGGGAACAUUUCACUGAGUCUCAUGGGCUGAGCCCCCGGCACGUGCCAGGGCUGGCUCUGACCCGGGUUGUAGGUUUUAGGGCUUUUUCUGUUUCAUUCUAAGGUUAAUUUUUUCCAAAGUCACAAAGCACGUCCUAUUGUUAUGCAACAAACCACAGACAGUCACUCAGAGUGUUGGUCCCACCUUUUUUUUUAUGCAGUAUAUUCACCUGUAAAUAGUUUUUGUGUAAAAUUUGACAGAAAAGUAUAUUUACUACACUGUAAAUACAUGUGACAAUAUAUUGUAUUAUUUUGCUUUUUUUGUAAAGCAGUUAGUUGCUGUAUAUGUAUAACAUACAAAUUUGAUUAUUCUAGUGUUAGUAACUGUUAACUACUCCUCCUCCCUCCUGCUGGUGCGUUUGUCAUUUAAACCAGAAGCUGUGUCCAACACACUCACCUUGUGUAUGAUCUCACUGCUUCCAUCCAGCCUCGGCUUCCCGAGGGUUUUCCGUGGUCGCAGUCCUGGCUGUGCUGUCAGACCGAGGCUGUGAGCUGGAGAGCCCGCUGGUCCCGGCACCGCUGGGAGCUGUGGGUCACAAUGGUGGAAACCUGGUUUCAGAUAAUUAUUGUUCACCCCAUUCUCCCCUCAUGUAUGUACAUCCCCCCUUUUUUUGAAGUAAAAUGUAAAUUCAACCUGC